Molecule: messenger RNA, 391 nt
Organism: Spirodela intermedia
Lineage: Eukaryota; Viridiplantae; Streptophyta; Magnoliopsida; Alismatales; Araceae
Source: the annotation of a GenBank genome assembly
AUGAGGCUGAAAGAUCAUUCUGUCCCUCUCCAAUACCAGUCAGUAAUGAGAGUGAAUGCACCUAUAGGUGAGGGGGUGAAUUUUAGAGUAGAUCAUCAUAUUGUACAAAUGCUGUCAAAUUUUCAUAGAAUGAGUCAUGAGGAACCCUACAAGCAUUUAGUUUUUCAAAGUGUGUGAGAUUUCUCAUUACCCCAAUGUCCCAUUAGAAGUGAUAAAAAUGAGAUUAUUUCCUUUUACCCUUAAAGACAAAGCAAAAGAGUGGUUUAGAGCCCGAGAACAAGACUUAAAUUCAUGGGGUGAAAUGGAGACCACUUUCUUAAAGAAAUUUUAUUCAGUAGGGAGAACUAAUGCGGUGAGGAAGGCAAUUAGAGAUUUUAAUCAAGGACCAUAG